AUGUCACCUAUCACGAAUCAUCCUAAAGACAACAAUGGGAUAACCCCCACUUUGUACGACAAGAAGGUCCUCACCCACGAAGACACAGAGAUGCGGAAAUCAACCGAUGUGGAGAAUGUUGCCGGCCAGCUCGAGGAGUGCCAUGAAGUCAAACAGGGUCUUCGUCAACGCCAUAUUCAGAUGAUCGCCCUGGCUGGCACUGUGGGAACCGGCCUCUUCCUCAGUUCUGGGCGUGCUAUCGUGAAUGCUGGUCCGCUGGGGGCUUUCCUUGCAUACAGCAUCAUCGGUGCCACAUCUGCCAGUGUUGUCUUCGGCGUGGGUGAGAUGAGCGCCCUGGCACCUCUCAACGGUGGAAUUAUUCGGUCCACAGAAUUAUUCUGUGACCCCGCACUAGCGUUUGCCAACGGGUGGAAUCAAGUAUAUUCGUACAUCGUCUCAAUUCCAUCCGAGAUUGUUGCAGCUGCUGUGAUCAUCGAGUUCUGGGUCACUGUCAAUAAUGCUAUAUGGAUAACAGUGCUUGGGCUACUCAUGCUCUCGACAGCCUUCAUCUUCGUGCGAGUAUAUGGUGAGCUGGAGUUCGGCUUUUCGAUUUUGAAGAUCAUGCUUGUGAUCGGAAUUAAUAUCAUGGCUUUGGUCAUUACAUGUGGCGGGGGCCCCAAGGGCGAGUCAAUUGGAUUCGCGUACUGGAAAGCUCCCUACGGACCUUUUGUACAAUACCUGGGAGUCGGCGGCUCCCUUGGGAGAUUCCUCGGAUUCUGGAAAACAUUUGACAACGCCCUCUUCGCCUUCUCUGGACUGGAAAACUUUUCUCUGGCUGCGGCCGAGACUUUGAAUCCACGUCAGUCUAUUCCUAUGGCUGCACGUCGAAUCUUUGUCCGGAUCCUGUUAUUCUACGUCAUUACGAUCUUCAUGGUCGGCUUGAUUGUAUCAUCAGCAAACGAAAACCUGUUGGGCUCGACUGGAACCGCCUCGCAGUCACCUUUUGUUAUUGCAGCCCGAGAGGCUGGUAUCAAAGUGGUUCCUUCAAUUAUCAACGCAGUUGUUUUGACUUCUGCUUGGUCAUCGGGAAAUUCUAACAUUCUUGGAGGCUCUCGUAUCCUCUACGGCAUGGCUAAACAGGGCUUUGCUCCCGGCGUUUUCACGCGCAUCAACCGUUUUGGUGUUCCUUGGGUUGCUGUUGCACUUUACGCUGUCUUCAUGGCACUUGGGUAUAUGACUCUGUCGAGUUCAGCGAGUACAGUCUUCACCUGGCUACAAGACCUCGUCUCUAUCUCCACCUUGGUAAACUGGAUAUGCAUCUGCAUCGUUUAUCUUCGCUUUUAUUAUGGAUGCAAAGUGCAAGGAAUCGAUCGUCACACGGAACUCCCAUGGGCCGCGCCGUUCCAGCCAUACACAACUUGGUUCUCGUUGGUUGUCUUCAUUCUUCUCUUCUUUACUGGAGGGUUUACAACUUUCAUGCGUGGCCAUUGGAGUACUGAAACAUUUGUUUCGACAUACUUCAAUCUGCCAUUCAUUGUAAUUGUGUAUGGUGCUUACAAGUACUGGAUGAAGACGAAAAUCAUUCCGCUGGCGGAAAUUCCUAUUCGGCCUUUCAUCGAGAGCUGGCACAACAACCCGGAGCCAGCGCCCAAACCCAAGCGGGGUCUUCAGAAGCUCAAUGUUCUGUGGUCAUGA
Messenger RNA from Penicillium salamii, 1674 nucleotides. Lineage: Eukaryota; Fungi; Ascomycota; Eurotiomycetes; Eurotiales; Aspergillaceae. The record is from the annotation of a GenBank genome assembly.